AUGAACCACAUAGUCUCCUCCUCUUGCCUGUCACACCUCUCCCCUGUUCUCUCCUGUCAGACUGGGAACCUCAGCCAAUGUGAUUCUGCACCUUUUGUACCAGGCUACAACCUGGUAGGGGAGGGUUUUGAUGUGGUCACCCUGCAACGAAAAGGAGCCUAUGUGGUGGAUGUGAAGACCUACCUGACUCCAAAUGGCACCUGCACUCUCAAGCCAAACCCUCUUCACGGCAACAGGCUGGAGAAACUGCCAGUCUCUGCAAUAGACUGGCGUGCAUUCACCCGCUGCAACUAUCACCUCUACAGCAGCCAACGCGCCUCCAUGAGCUUACUGCUUCAUGCUUAUACCUACGAGGAAAGUGAUGACUGGAUGGUUGGCCUAAAUGUGGGAAAGUUUGUGUCUGCUGGCCUGGAGGUGGGAGGAACACGCUCCAGAGUGUAUAACUUUGCUACAGCCAAGACCAGACAGGACCGUUACACCUUCCACAUCCACAGGGCCACGUGUAGACAUUACAGUUACCGUGUGUCAAACACACCACCCCUCAGUUCUGAGUUCAGUAAGGAUUUGGCAAAACUUCCCAGUCACUACAGCCCCUCAACCAAGGCCCAGUACAGGCGGAUCAUAGGGACCUACGGCACACAUUACAUCCGCCAGGUUGAUCUCGGGGGGCGAUACCGGCGGGUCACAUCUGCACGUACCUGUUUGUCCACACUGAAUGGCCUCACCUCGUCUCAGGUGCACAAGUGCUUAUCCGCGGGUGUCAGUAUAGGCCUGGGGAUGUACAGCCUGCCCAUUGGUCUAAAAUUCUGCAACACAGUCCUACAGAACCAGGUCGUCUCUGCUUCAUACAGCCACAGACUCCUUGAACAUUACACAGAGGUGGUAGGGGGCAAAGGUUGGAAUGGGGAGUUUGCACUCACCCAUAACAACUCCCAGGGCUACCAAAAGUGGCUGACAACCCUCAAAGAUCACCCUGAUGUUGUUCAGUACUCCCUAAGACCAUUGUAUGAGCUGUUGCCAAACUCAAACCAAAAGUUAGCAAUGAAGGCUGCCACAGAGCAGUACUUAAAAGAGAACGCCGUCAAGACCACAACCACACAACCAUCCUGUAGCAGCCACAGCUCUAACCUGGAUUCCAAGACCUGUUGUCCUAAACAGGCCUGGAGGGGAACACUGGUGGUGACCAUCAUCCGGGCCUGGGGUCUGAAAGGAGAUUACUGGGGCACGACUGAGGGGUAUGCUAAGUUGCGUUAUGGCUCCAUCUAUCACAAGACCCGUGUGAUCAAAUCAAACUACCCUCGCUGGGACGCACGUUAUUAUCUGGGCGAGGUGGACACACACUUGGGUCUGAAGAUUGAAGUCUGGGAUGAAGACUGGGGCCGGGAUGACUAUCUGGGCUCAUGUGUGAAGUACCUGACCCAGGGGACACACACAUUCUCUUGCUCUGCUAAGGGAGGUGGCUUUCAGUUCCAGUACACUCUGACCUGUGCCCCUAAACUGACUGGAAGCAAGUGCGACCAGUACAAACCAUCUCCACAGUGAGAAAUGCAUUCUGGGUGGCACACUCUGUCGCUUCUCUUUAAUCAAGUGUGAAAUCAGAUCUUUUAUUAAAUGCAAUGAACCAGACAGUCACAUAGCUUUUAAGUAAAAUGACUGUCACUCUAUUCAGUUUUAUAUUUGGACGAUACAAAUCAAUGGCGCAUCAACUUCUAUUGAGCCCUGAGUCAGAGCAGUUACAGGUACUGAAAGCAGCUCAUCCCUAGAAGCUCAUGUACAGGAAACAAAGGCUAUCAUUCGCUUGAGGAGCUUGGAUGGCAUGGUCCCUCUCAUUGAACUGAAAAACUGUGUAUAUUCCUCAUGAUCCCUGGCUUUCAGAACCAGAAGUGCUGUCACUGUAACAAACAUACCAAACUCUGUUUAUAAUUCAUGAUAUUUUAAAAGUUUCCUUGCUUAAUAUCAGAGAUGAAUGCUGGCUCAGGGCAAGUGUGAAUGACAGAGUCCCCAUUCUCCCUAUUACAGUCAGUGUACCAUCAAAAUGUUUUGGAAGUUGCUAUUUUAAGGUGAAAUAGUUGCAUAAUGUUGCUUUAAGUCUAUAUUCAGAAUCAUGUGUGUUUUCCAACUUAAAUUCAGUUUAGUAUACUGUUAUUCCAAGAGUAAAGUCAGUUUGUGGGAGAUAGUAGUCCUUUUUGUUCCUGUUUUGAUUUUGCUGGUGAGACCACAUUUGAAUCACAGACUGUGCCUUUGUCAUAUAAAGAAGCUGCUGUUUCUCAUGCCAAUAAAGACUUGCGAAGCAAGUAAAGUUGUUUUUUAAGGUUUUAAGGAGCAGUGGUAAGUCCAAGUCCAAUUAUUUAGAAAUAUAUACACAUGAGCACUAUGCAAAUUUAAAGUAUAACAGUCUUACAAGAAAGAACCACAAUAUAUAUAAAAAAAAAAAACAGUGCCAUAAGAUUCAGCGAUGAAGGGCCCAUGUUUGCUGACAUUGUUCUUCAACAUUUCAAAUUCAUAAAAAUAAACAGCCAGUUGUUAGAAUGUGA
This is a messenger RNA of Lates calcarifer (barramundi perch), 2534 nucleotides long. Its product is annotated as perforin-1. NCBI's taxonomy places the organism in Eukaryota, Metazoa, Chordata, Actinopteri, Centropomidae. The record is from RefSeq and is a predicted model, not a curated record. The transcript is spliced from 10 exons. Bases 1 to 1542 code for a protein of 513 amino acids.